This is a messenger RNA of Cuscuta campestris, 958 nucleotides long. NCBI's taxonomy places the organism in Eukaryota, Viridiplantae, Streptophyta, Magnoliopsida, Solanales, Convolvulaceae. The record is from the annotation of a GenBank genome assembly.
UUCGCCUUUGUGUCCACCGGGGUAGAGAUGGGGCGGCAAGAGACCAUCCCUGCCCGCUCGAGGAUAUCAUGUGUGAACUGAGUCUGGUGGAGGAAGAGGCCGGUGGCUGUGCGCUGGACAUUGAUCCCAAGAAAGAAGUGCAGGUCACCCAUGUCUGUCAUGGAGAAUUCAGCCUUAAGCUGCUGAAUGAGGCUCUGAAGCCGUGCCGGGGAGGAUGCCCCUCCACGCUGUCCGGAGGAGGAGCCAUCGCCAUAAUUGACGCCAAAAAACCGAUCCCCACUGCCGCCGUGAGGAGGGCCGCGGCUGUCAUUGCCGCCGUGCUGGUUGCCGAUGCCGGCAUCCCGACCUGCCAGCAGCGCCGUGCUGCUGGUUCCGCCCAGUGGAGUCCUCUGCCGAUCGAGAAGGAGAAGGGCCGACCGUACUUGGAGAAAACUCGCCAUGGGGGUAGAUCCUUUGACGGUGGUGCGAAAUUGAUGCUCGAGUUGCAUGGCUCGAGCAUGCUUAUUGUCGUGAAACAACUCAUGAAUCAUCGUCCAGAGGGCAGAUGCAGUAGUGACAGAAGAGAGAACGAGAUCAGACACCUCAUCUGUGAUGGUGGAGAGAAUCCAUCCCUGGAGGAUAACAUCAAGUUGAAACCAUUCGUCGUCGUCGUCGGAGAUGGGAGCAAUAGAGCCUUUGAGAUAGCCAUGGAGAUUGAACUGCCGUGCAAGAAGGAGGAACAAGCGGCUCCACUUUUUAUAGUUUGGUUGAGAAAAACUGAGUUGAAUUGGAACAUGAAGUUUGACAUUUGAGACGGAGAAAGCAAGAUGGGGAGGGUUUGGGCUGGAGGAUUGAGAUGUGACCUCACUGUCCGUCAUGGUAGAGGAGGAGCUUCCGGCCAAGGGAAGAGGGAGGGGGUGCGGCGGCGCUGCUGUUCGGCGAAGGAAGGAGGAGGCCGAAACAAAGGGGGGAGAUUUUU